Messenger RNA from Amaranthus tricolor (Joseph's coat), 2794 nucleotides. Its product is annotated as patatin-like protein 6. NCBI's taxonomy places the organism in Eukaryota, Viridiplantae, Streptophyta, Magnoliopsida, Caryophyllales, Amaranthaceae. Gene Ontology annotation, biological process: lipid metabolic process. The record is from RefSeq and is a predicted model, not a curated record. The transcript is spliced from 3 exons. The coding region runs from base 348 to 1787 and encodes 479 amino acids.
UAAUAAAAGAAAUUUAAAAAACGUCACGAAAUAAAAACAAAACCAAAACAAAAUAUAUUAUGCAGUCACUUCUCUCUCUUCAUCAUUCUUUUCGACACUUUUCAUUUCAUCAAACCAAUUCUUCUCUUCUUUGUUCCAGCUCUUUAUCAUCACCCUCCAUCAUUUUUCAUUUGACCCGCAACCCAAAUUCACUAAAGAUUAUCAUUCAUAAUUUUCUUUGUUUUCAAUUACUUUUCAACAUAUACGUUGAACAACCAAAAAGCAGAUAAUUGAUAUUGAUAUUGAUAUUUGAAUUGUUCAUUAUUGAUUGUUAGGUGAAGCCCAAAACAAAAGUAAAAUUCGAAAUAAUGGCGAUGACGGCACGUAAUCCGAUAUCGGAAACGCAGGAACCAAGCGUAGAUACAGAUAAGUUGAGUUACGAAAUUUUUUCGAUUCUAGAAAGCAAAUUUCUAUUCGGCUAUGGAGAUAAUGAAAACAAGGUUAGUUGGAUUCAAAAACAAAUUAUAUCUCCUACCCAUGAAUUUUCUCCACAGGUAGCCGUAGCAACUCGUUUUGAUCAACCUUCUUGUGACGCUGAUGGGGUUAGUUUGGCUAAGAAUCAACGGGGUAAAAUCUGUAUACUAAGUAUCGACGGUGGAGGAAUGAGGAAUAUCAUAUCGGGAAAAGCGUUGGCUUAUUUAGAACAAGCGUUGAAAGUAAAAUCCGGCGACCCAGACGCAAGAAUCGCUGAUUAUUUCGAUGUUGCUGCCGGAGCCGGGGUUGGGGGUGUAUUUACCGCCUUUCUUUUUGGGUCAAAGGAUCAUAGCCGUCCGUUAUUGAAAGCGGAAGAUACAUGGCGGUUUCUGGCUGAACAAGGGAGUAAAAUUUAUCGAUCAUCCAGUUCAGGAUCAUCAGGGGUUUUUAAGAGGUUGUUGAAAGGUGGUGGAAGUGGUUCAGGAACUUCAAGCCGGUCUACAACGGCUUCUUUAGAGAAGCUUUUGAAAGAAAAAUUUAUGAAAAAAAAUGGCGGAAGUUUAACAUUGAAAGAUACAUUAAAACCAGUUUUGAUUCCUUGUUAUGAUUUAUCAAGUACGGCGCCAUUUUUGUUUUCUCGUGCUGAUGCUUUGGAAACUGAUGGGUUUGAUUUCCGGUUAUGGGAAGUUUGCCGGGCUACAUCGGCUGAACCGGGUAUAUUUGAACCGAUUAGUAUGCGGUCCGUGGAUGGUUCGACCCGGUGUGUGGCGGUUGACGGUGGGUUGGCGAUGGGUAACCCGACGGCGGCGGCGAUAACCCAUGUGUUGCAUAACAAACAGGAAUUUCCAUUCGUGCGAGGAGUGGAAGACAUAUUGGUACUUUCUAUUGGAACGGGCCAGCUUCUAGAAGGUAGUUACGAAUAUGAGGAGGUGAAAAGUUGGAAAUCAAAGCAGUGGGCUAGACCCAUGGCCCGAAUUGCCGGUGAUGGGUAUACUGAUUUGGUGGACCACGCCGUUGCUAAAGCUUUUGGACAGUGGCGUUCUUCCAAUUAUGUUCGUCUUCAGGCAAAUGGAUCAAGCUUUGGACGAUGUGGACCGAAUAUGGAUACAGAUGCAAGUCCAAACAACAUCAAAAUGCUGGUACAAGUAGGGGAGGAAAUGCUGAAACAAAAUAACGUAGAGUCGGUUCUUUUCGGAGGCAAGAAAAUCAGUGAGCAGAGUAAUUUCGAGAAACUGGAUUGGUUUGCAGAAGAGCUCGUGCUGGAACAUCAAAGGCGGAGUUGCAGAAUCGCUCCUACCGUUGCAUUCAAGCAAGCUAAUCCAACACCAACGUAGGCUCUUACAAAGCUUUUUGCCAAGGAGAAAAACCCAAAAAAACAGACAAAAGAAAGGUAAAUAAGUUGUAUUUAUAAAGUAAAGUAGUACUUCAGAAAAGAAGGGGUGAAGAAAAUAGUAGUAGCUUUAACUUUAUGUAAUCAGCACAAGAAAAAGAAUUGAUUGGUUAUAAAGUCGAAGAAGAAGAUCUUGCUGGGAUUCCUUUGCCUGCCCUUUGCCUAUCAAUUCAUUUUCACUUAAAAAAAAAGGAAAAAAGUGCAGCAAGAAAAGUGCAGAAAAAAAUCGCUUAGUCUUAUUUUGGAGAAGGAAAACAAUCAGGUCAACACCUGAAAUCAUACUCCUACUCACCUAUACUUUUUUUUUUUUCCUUUUUUUGUUUUUCUUUUUAGCUAUCACUUUCUGCUUUCUCCGUUUUAUAAUGUUGGUUACAGUGGACUUUUUUUACGCAUUUUCCAACUAUAAUUCAAGUCUUAAUGAAUAUAUAUAUAUAUAUAUAUAUAUACAUUGAGACGAAUUUGACAAGAUAUCGCAUGAGGUGUUCAUUCUGGUCAUCUGGCUGAUUUUGAGUUAUGUGUUUCGAAUCGAUUUAAAAUUGAAUGUUGUGUAUAUAUUGAUUUUUACAUAAUUGUAAAUGUAAAUUAUUUUUAAAUUCGAGUCGAAUUAAGUUCGGUUAUAAAAUCGGAUGAAUAUCAUAUUAUCAGACUGUUUUGAACACCUCUAUGGAUAUAUUUUGACUUCUAAUAUCCAUGAAAAUUGGUUUGAAAUUUCUUUUCCGUGUAUAUUAGAAUAUUCAAAUGUAACCAAUGAUAUGAAAUGGAGAUGGAGGGAGUACUAUUUUAUGUUAGUUUGAGAAAAGCAGAAAUCAUUUUUGACUAAAAACAAAAGUUGUAUUGGUUGGUUUCUCAUUCUCACCCAAUUUGUGUCUUGUGUGAACACACAAGUUUGAUAUGUAAUUUUAUGUAUUGAAAAUUGAUUCUUGAAUAGUGAAUGAUUCAUCGUUUUCAUCA